CAUGUUUUGCAAGUGUUGUUUGUUUAAAUGCAAAUAAUAACAUUCUAGUAAUGAACUAUGCGUGUUAAAUGAAUUGAAAGUUCUGUACGUUACAUAGUAUAGUACAGAACAUAUGUCUUAACAUGGCGGGAUUCACAAAUGCGCGAGUCAUUAUGCAUAACGGUCACGUGGUAUUAGGCUGUAUUUGGCGGUAAAAUAGAGCGGGUUUUCAUUCUAGGCUUGACUUCUGUCCUUUCAAGGCGUAAAUUUUAUUAGGCUUUAUUUUGAAAAUGUCUGACGAUGACAGGAUGGAUGAAAUGGAGGGGAUUAUUGAAGACAAGGUGCAGUCAGCAUUGAAAGAGAAUAAUGAGCAGCUGUUGAAAAAUAUUGAGGGCAUGAUAAAUAAAAUAAGUGUUCCAAUUCCUUCUUGUUCUGAUAUUCAAGAAAAACCAAAACUUAAAAGGAAGAGUAAUGACGAGCAAUACAGACAUAAUGCUAAAGUAAUGGCUAAAUUAGAAGAUGUUAGCACAUCUUUGUCUUCACAAGAUAUCGAUAGAGCACGAGUUUCAGUUAUAGAAGCAAAAGACCUUAUAAAACGGAGGCAGAAGUUAAUUCAACUGGCUGAUGGUUCUGAGCUGGGUUGACGCCUCGUGGCGGAGUAUGAGUCGAAUCCAAUUGUGUCUGGCAGUGAAGACGAGAAGCGCAUUUACAAAGCGGAGGCCAGGGCGAAUAGGAAGGCUAAAGCGGAUAAGGUCAAGAAGGCGAGAAUAAGGAAUUUGCCUUAUCGUAGACGAGUCAACACGGGGGAACAGACGACUAGUCAGCCUCAGCGUUCUAUGGGUUCUACAGGACAGACUCAGCGUACAGGAGCAUGUUAUACCUGCGGGGAUUUUGGAUAGUGGAAGGCAGACUGUCAGCAAAACAGGCGUCCUAACAAUAAGUUAAGUGUUUCUAAUUGUCAUAUUUUUUGUGAUGAAAAGUCGCAAGACUGUAUGGUUGACAACGGACUUUCUGUCCAGAGAGAGGGUAUUAUGUUAGAUACCACGUUAAAUGUUGAUUCUUUAGAUUGUAGAGAAGCUAGUAACUUGAAGUCUGGUUGUCAUAGUAACGAUUAUCCAGCAAUUUUCGGUAAGAGUUAUAUUUGCAAUAAUACUGAUCAAUGUGAAAUAUCUACUAUUGCUGAAAAGGAUAAAAAUCAUGUAAGUAUUAAUGGUUUAUCGCCAAAAGGGCGUCUUAAGGAAUCUUUAGAAUACUGGAGAAAAAUCACUUCAGAUAGUUAUUUACUUGACGUUGUAGAAAAUGGAUAUAGGCUACCCUUUAAAGAAACGCCCCUGGAUAUAUAUUUAAAAAAUAACAAGUCUUCAAGAGAAAAUCCAAAUUUUGUAGAAUCAGAAAUAAGCUCUUUAUUGAGCAAAUGUGUUAUCUCACAGGUUCAGAAUAAACCAAGAAUAAUUAACCCUUUAACAGUCGCUUACAGUAAAACUGGUAAGCCGAGAUUAGUUUUAGAUUGAAGGCACAUCAACCCUUGUUUACAUUUGUUCAAAAUUAAAUUUGAAAACAUUAAAGUCGCUCAACAACUGUUUGACAUUUCCAGUUAUGUAUAUACAUUUGAUUUAAAAAGCGCUUAUCAUCAUGUAGAAAUUUUUUCAAAACAUAGAACUUUUUUAGGUUUUUCUUGGACAUCUAAGGGUAAAACAAAAUAUUAUAUGUUUAACGUCCUCCCUUUUGGCAUAGCAACCGCAGGUCAUAUUUUCACAAAAUUAUUAAGGUGUGUAGUAAAAUUUUGGCGAUCUUUAGGUCACAAAGUCGUUAUGUUUUUAGACGACGGUAUUGGAGGUAAUGCGGAUUUUCAGCAAGCUAACAUUUCAAGUUUGUUCAUUCAGAAAACUUUAAAUGAAUUGGGAUUUUUGAUAGCUCAAGAAAAAUGUAAUUGGUUAGCGUCUCAACAUGCUAGCUGGUUGGGGCAUGAUUUAAAUUUUUUGUCGAAUAGAUUGUUUUUCAGUUGUGAGAGAAUUAAACGUCUCGAAUCAUCUAUAGAUGUUUUGUUGUUAAUGCUCAGGGCUGAAAAUACACAACUUAUUCAGGUGAGAUCUUUAGCCUCAGUUGUAGGCCAGGUGAUAUCACUGCUUAGUGUCAUGGGGACAGUAGUUUGUCGCAAAACGAGGUAUUUGCAUAAGUGUAUAGAAAAUAGAACAAGUUGGAAUAGCAAAGUAAGUGUGACAGACUAAGCUUUACAAGAAUUGUUGUUUUGGCGAGAAAAUGCGUCGGGUAUGAACAAAAAAGGUAAAAUCUG
This is a messenger RNA of Ruditapes philippinarum (Manila clam), 2272 nucleotides long. RefSeq lists its product as uncharacterized. Bases 270 to 623 code for a protein of 117 amino acids. The record is from RefSeq and is a predicted model, not a curated record. Lineage: Eukaryota; Metazoa; Mollusca; Bivalvia; Venerida; Veneridae. The transcript has 2 exons.